AAGCACGACAGAUGCGAAGCGCGAGACAUGAAAGCUUCAAAGUGUGCGUAGCGUCGUCAGUUGUAUUUUCACAUCGUGCGUGCUUGGUGGUGUGUGUGCGAACAUUUUUUUAUUUACACAUGGUCAGUGUCUACGAUUUUUUUACUUUCUUUCACUCAAAGCGACGCGAACUCUCGACAACCCCACGCUAUUUUGGCCAAAUGAAUUGUUACAAUAGAUAUUAUUUUUUAUAAAAGAUGAUGUACAAGUAAGUUAUUUUUAUACACGAAACUAGAAACACAACAAACAGUACAAAUUGAGCAAGUACAAACUCCCGAAACCUCAGCGAAAAAUCAGGAUUUUACAAUGACAAUAAGCUUAAGUUGAAAGUGUCUCGAGGGUGUUUUCGACGAUGACAAGAUGAGCGAGACUCUGAGCCAAGACCCUGAACUGAACACGGGGUACACGAACUUGGCGCCUUCCUACCCUCCGACUCCUGCGACUCCGAGCUCGACCGUCCAGGAUGGUCCCCCAGGUGCGAAUCUCCCGCCGUUCUCGACGUUCUCCUCGGACAUGGACUCCAACGCGGUUUUCAACACCGCCACCGACCGCCUGUUCAGCGACACCCGCCUCCUAGACAUAUCAAACUGGGAUUAUUACACGGCGGAGGGGCGCCUCCUCGAACGCGGCGAAAACGGGCUUUCGAUCAUCUCCUCGCAACCCCAGUACCGGCCAUGGGAGUCCAAAUCGGUGGACUCCUCCACCGGCUUCACCUCCACCACCCCGGUCAACACCUUCGCCGAUGCCUUCAACCAGAACGGAGUCGUCUCCAAAUUACCGUCAUUCCAGUCACAAUUCCAGACUUUCAACGAACCUGUCACAACAAGUGAACCGACUUUAACCACCCUAACGAACCUCACCCCCGUCUCCCCCAACUCUUCUAGUCCCGGAAGCCACAGUUUAACCCCGUUGAACUCCAACUUUCACACCUUAAGUGCCGUUAACCGGGGCUACCCCCUGGUGCCGGCCCCCAUCCAAGCGCGCGAAAUCCCCUCGAUCCAGCAGCAGUUCCUGGACGAGCGCCACAUCCAGCUCUACGCCCACCCGCCCAACCUCAACAGCACCAUCCACUUCCCGGCCCAGAACGGCACCAUCAUCCAGAACAGCCCCCUGAUCUCGUCCCCGACCGUCGUGACCGUGCUCAAGUCGGAGCCCGACCUCAAGCUGACCACGCUCCAGGACACGGGGCUCAAAAUCCAGAACCUGCCCCAGUUCCAGAACCCCAUGGUCAGUGAUAACGGGAUUUACAACGGACUGGAUAAAAAACUGAACGGUAUAAGUGCUACGAUGAGUUCGCCGACGAGGAACGACUUCCGGAAGAAGGAACGCCGAAAAAUGCGCGCUUCCAGCCUGGAAAGCUCCGCCGAGAGUGACGGCGCUUCCAGCAACUUGGAGAUGGCGGAGAAUUCGGGACAAGUGGCCGCCGUUUCCAGCACGGCCGGGUUUAAGACACAUCACAGUCUUGCUGGAAAUAACGCGGUGGAUAUUGACGAGAUCAGUGGUGGAAAUGUCGAUAAACAAGUCAAGAAGAAGCGGAAACGGUGCGGUGAAUGCAUCGGAUGUCAGAGGAAGGACAAUUGUGGUGACUGUGCCCCGUGUCGAAACGACAAGAGCCACCAGAUCUGCAAGCAGAGGCGAUGCGAAAAGCUCACGGAGAAAAAGAAUCUGUACGGAGAUGCGAGUUACCUUCGUGGAGAGUCAAGACGCGGAAGGGGAAAGGGACGAGGUGCUGGGAGCUACCGCGGAAGGAAGCCCAGCGGGCCGAUCGCCUCGGUUCCUUCAGGAGCCCCGAGCGGCGUCCCCCAGGAGUCCAACGGCAACGUGACGAUAAUCUCCAAUCAACAACAGCCGGCGAGACCCAGUCCCCAGCCCCCGACCGCCACCGUACAGCAAGCCAUUCCCGUCCAACAACAAUCAACAAUGACGCCGAUGCCUUUCUACGCAGAUCCCAACAGGUUCCCCACGCCCGUCUGGCAAGCCGACCCCACGCAAGCUUGGACCCAAGGCCAGUUCAUCCAGCAGAUCCCUGCGGGUACUCAGGCUUUGGAGACGUACCAGCAGUACCCCAACGGCAUCUACCAAGCCACGUACCAGCAGCCCACCUUCGAGACCAACACCUUCUACACCGGUGCGGUCCAAGUGCUCACGCGGCCCCCAAGCGCGCCGAACCAGACCCAAGUCACCCCACGACCCAACUCGAACUACUCCCACACUCCAAGUCCGGCUCCCUCCAACCGGCAGUACCAAGAGUACAACCCGCAGAAUCAAAAUUUCGUGUCGCCCGCCACGACUCCGUCGGGGAACCCCGAAAGCGUGUCCCGGCCCAGUUCGGUGAACUCCACCGCCAGCAAUCAAAACUUCAACCAAAGCGGCGCCAACUUCACGUCGGUGUCCUCGCCCUCCAAUUACGGGAAUUCGGGAAACGCCCAGCCUGGGUAUCCACAAGUGAACAGCAGCCCGCAGCUAGCUUCACACAGCUCUAGUGGAUACCCAGGCAGUGGUCAAUUCAGCGGAACUAGUCAGGAGAUGUGGCAGGAGGAGAGCGUCUGGCAGGAAGAGGCCAAGCCGGAGCAGAACGACCGAGUCAAUCUCAACACUCGGAUCAAAACCAUGAUUUUGAGCAAGCAGCAAGAGAACAGUGAAGAGAAGAAAGUUGAAAAUACCACCGGUCAUUUUUUAUGGUAUAGCCACCAUCAUCGUUUCAUUGUGAACGGUGGUGGUGGCGCCAAACUAACCACAACCAAACCAAAGCAACUCCCAAAAAAACGAUAUUCUAGUCCCUACGAAAACGAAAUUCCUUAUUGUAACUGCGUGAGGGCCGGGCGAGGCGCAGCUGAGCCCGGCACUUUCUACACCCAUCUAGGUUGCGCAAACAACCUGAUCAAUCUGAGACACGAUUUGGAAACCCGGACCGGGGUCAAGGGCAGAGCCAUCCGGAUCGAGAAAAUCAGAUACACCGGAAAGGAGGGCAAGACUGCACAAGGGUGUCCCAUCGCUAAAUGGGUGAUCCGGCGGUCCGGCAGCGACGAAAAAUACCUAAUAAUCGUGAAACACCGCCCGGGCCACUCCUGCCCCUCGGCCUUCAUCGUCGUGUGCAUCGUGAUGUGGGACGGCCUCCCGCAGCCCACCUCCGACGAGCUCUACACCCUCCUCACGUCCAAACUCAACAAAUUCGGACUUGCCAACAGGCGUCGCUGCGCCACCAACGAGUCCAAAACCUGCGCUUGCCAAGGCCUAAACCCCGACACCUGCGGCGCCAGCUUCAGCUUCGGCUGCUCCUGGAGUAUGUACUACAACGGCUGCAAGUUCUCUCGCUCCAAGUUCGUCCGGAAGUUCCGCUUGAACGUCCAACCGGAGGAGAAAAUCGUCGAAGAGAAGCUCCAAAUUUUGGCGACGUAUUUGAGUCCGAUCUACCGGAGUCUGGCUCCGGUGGCGUUCCGGAACCAGUGUUUCUUUGAGGAAGGGGGGAGAGAGUGCAGAUUGGGGUUGAGGCCAGGACGGCCGUUUUCGGGCGUCACUGCGUGUCUGGAUUUUUGUGCACAUUCCCAUAAAGAUUCGCACAAUAUGGUCAAUGGGUGCACGGUUGUGGUCACGCUGACCAAACACAGAAAGGGGGAAAAGCCGGAGGAUGAGCAGUUGCACGUCUUGCCCUUGUAUGUGGUGGAGGGAACCGAUGAGUUUGACUCGCAGGGGGGGCAGGAGGAGAAGAUACGCAUGGGGAGCAUUGAAGUACUAACCAAGUUCGAGACUGAGAUCCGCUCGAGCCGAGCCCCAGCUCAAAAGCCAGAAAAACGCACCAAAGCCUCGAAAAGUAGCGUUUUCGCCACGCCACCGACCGAGCCAAGCUAUGGCUACACCAAUUCGUAUUAUGUAAAAUUGAAUCAAGCCGCGAAAAAGCUGUUCGCCAGUUACCCAAGUGAUCAUUCAAUACCUCCAGCCGACGGCUGCUACUCUUCAGGAUUCACAAAUCUGCCAUAUUACAAUCCAAUCGACAAUUAUUUUAGUACAGUAGGGAAUUUGUUAUCAUCGAAACUGAACCAAGUACAAAAAACCAGCAGCGACAAUUCGGACUGCUUCACGGAUUCGAGCGUCGGCGGCGUCGCCAUCGCCCUGGAGCACGGCAGCGUGCUCCUGGAGUGCGCCCGCCACGAGGUGCACGCCACCACCGCGCUGAAGGCGCCCAACCGCCGGAGCCCCACGCGCAUCUCCCUCGUCUUCUACCAGCACCGGAACUUGAACAAGUCGCGCCACGGAUGGGACGAGUUCGCCAAGCGCAAGUUGCAAAAGGGUCUGACGACGCUUUUCCCGAAGGUUCGGGACAUUGGUAUGCGAUUCUGAGAGAGGAUUUUUUCGUUUUUUCCCGGGACUAAAUUGAUGUUAACAGUGCCUCUAUGAUCUCAAAAGUCGAGUGUAAAUUUCCCGCAAGUACAAAUAUAGGAUUCCGUUCAACAGCCAAUCGAAUGUUCGCAUUAAUUUAUUUUAGUUAAUUUAUUGUUGAGUUUAGUGAUGAGACGACUGCCAUACUUUAAGUGCGGAUUUGGUUAUUUUAUUUUAGUGUAUCUUAGUUCAGUUGAGGAUUCGAAUUAGGGCCGUCUUUCCCCCGUCUGCUUACCGGAUGAAACUUUUUUUUAUCAAAUUUAAUAUGCAAAGGAAUUUUUCGUGAAUAAGUGUCUAAAAAAAUAUGGUCAAGACUUGAUUAAGGGUCGAAUUUUAGACAUUUUCCUGAGACAGGAAAUAAAAAAAAACAGUCCACAUUCAAUCAUACAAGAUUUUUUUAAAGACCUUUACGAUUUCGGUAAUAAUUUUCUAAAAAAUGUUGUUUACAGGACUAUUCUUUUGUGUUCAACAAAGUUAAACAAUCGUCUAAUAUUACAGGGUUAUUUAAGAUGCAUGUGUUAAUACAGCCAUUGGCAAAUUUAACUACUAACGAAAUUAAUUCAAAAUCUUCUUUAGAAAUUAAAUCUCUAAACACACCUGCCCCUAUUAAAAGAUCAACAAAAGCUGAUAUAUUUAUAAUAAUAAUAAUCAUUUUCAUCUAAAAACACAUAUGUUAUGCGUAUAAGACAAGUCAAAAAUUUUGCACAAAAAAAUUAACGUACAAAAUAAAUUCUUCAAAUGGAAAAUUCAUUAACGAAAUAAAAAUAGUUGUCAUGAAUAAAAAAAAUUCGUUUAAACAGUUUGCGUUCUAAUUUGUUUUAUUUUUUCCGGAAAUUUAUUGUAAAUGUUUAUACCAUUGUACACAGGUAGGCUUUUAAAAAUAUUUGACUUUGGUUUUUGGUGUCGAUAUUAUUAAAUUAUCAAUUAUCAAAAUUAUCAAUUUGCCAAUGUAUCAUUGCUUUUAUGCUUGCAAACUUGUUUUGGUAACAUAUUCAAUCGUUUUUUUUUAAUUUGCUUGCAGUAAUGGUUGCAGUCUAGUCUCCGACUCGAAGGAGGAAACUUCUACGGAUUGGACAGCCGUUAUAUUAAUAUUUUUGAAAUUCAUUUCAAUGAUCUAAAAUUCAGUAAUAUCUUUAACUGUUUUUCAAUGUUUGUUUAACUGAAAUAGCAAAUCCAGUUCUAGCUCAAGUUCUCAAAAAAUGCAAGGUAGUUUUUUAAAAGUAAAUUAAAAAACCUGAAAAAGUUCUUUGUAGUAUGACCUUUACUAAGUUAGAAAACGCAGAAAAUUGCAAAACUUAAUCGGAAAUACAUUACUUGUCCUUGUAAUUGUACAGAAAUUCAGUAAAUUCGAUAGAUUCGGUUGAAACUGUGGAGAAGAUUUAUUACAGUGUUUUUUGUAUGAAACUUAUUAAAUUCAACAGACUUUAAAAACAAUAACAGUAAUAAUAAUGCUUUGUUUACGAUACCAGAUCUUCAUAUUUACUUAUUUUCACCAACAUGUAACAUUUAAGUGCAUCAAUUACAAAACGUUUAAACGAAGAACAGGAACAAAUUGUGAAAAAAAUCAAGGGAAAAAACAAUACUUUUGCAAUAAAAAUUGCAUGAACAAAAAAAACAGAUGUAAAAGAGUUGAAGAUUUUUAUUGCCAAAAUGUAAUAGACAAUCAAUAAAUUAAGUUUAAUGUAUUUCAGUUAAGAACAUAAUUUUAAUUACAAAUUGACGAAAGAUUUUGCCAAGAGAAAGUGGAAAAUUGUUAAAAAAGCUUGAAGCAUAUUAUUUAUUGCGAAUUUGGAGCGUUUUUUUAAUAAAAAAAUGACUCCUCAAAAAAUUUUAAAAGGUAAUGAAAACGGGAAACAGUUUGUAAAAAAAGCGAGGAAAAAACAAUAAAAAUUACAUGAACAAAGAAAAAUUAGAUGUAAAAAAAUCAAUACAACAAAAGGAAAUUUUUAUUACAAAAAUGUAAUGAACAAUCGUUAAAUUAAGAUUGAAAUGUAUGACUUUUAAUGUAUUUAAUUUAGGAACAUAAUUUCAACUACAAUUUUACAAAUUGUGAAAGAUUUUGCCAAAAGAAUGUGUAAAAUGGAUAAAGUAGACUUGAAGCACAUUAUUUGUUGUAAAUUUCGAAGCGUUUUUAAUAAAAAGAACACCCUUCAAAAUUUUAAAUUGUACCAUCCCUUAUGUAAUAUUUCAAAUGAAUUGUAAAACUUCAUAAGCUGCUUGAAAAAUGUUAGGGAUAUUGUUUUAAUCUAUGUAGUUACACAACAGUUAAAGAAGUCAAGUUGUUCUAACAUCAAACAAAUUCUAUCAAUUUGCGAGCUUGUUAUAGAACGUAGAACAAAAAACAGAAACAAUUUGUGAAAAAAUCGAAGAAAAAAUAAAAAAAUAAAAAUUACAUGAACAAAGAAAAAUUAGAUGUAAAAAAGUCAAUGAAACAGAAGAAACUUUGAUUACAAAAAUGUAAUAAAAUUGAUAAAGUAGACUUGGAGCAAAUUAUUUGUUGUAAAUUUGGAAGCGUUUUCAAUAAAAAAUACCCUUCAAAAUUUUAAAUUGUACCACCUCUCAUGUAACACUUUAAAUGAACUGUUAAACUGCAAAAACUGCUCGAAAAAUGUUAGGGAUAUUGUUUUUAAUAUACACUGCUGUAAACAGACAAGGAGUCUAUUUAUCUAUCAAUUCUAUUAAUUUUUCUAAUAAAAACAUCAGUAAAGAUCUAUCUCUUUUUAGCUUCAUUGUUUUAAUCAGUUGAUGUUCUCUAAAAUUCAAUAAUAUCUCUAACUGUUUUUCAAUCAGUUUGUUUGAAUGAAUUAUUAAAUUCAGUUUUAGUACAAGUUCUGUAAAAUUGCAAAAUAUUUCUGAAAAUUAAAUUUAAAAACUUUAUUCUUUGUAAUAUCAACGAACAUGCACUAGAUUUUAAAACGCCUUCUUUAAUUCCUAAAUUAUCUAUUAAAUAAUAACUUUUAAAUAUAUUUAAAAAGUUUUUGUUUUUUAGAAAAACGUAUCCAUUUCUACAUCUUUUUUCUAUAAUAUUAACUGAAACUACAACAAAAAACUUCUUAAAACUCAUUAACUAUAAAAACUACUAACUUAAGAACCAAAAAAAUACGACGAAAACCAAAAAUCUGAUUAAUUAAUUUAAGAAAUGCAACCCCUCUAUUUAAUAGCUAUUUUUUUUAAUUAAAAUAAAGAUAUUUUUGCCGCUCUGAAAAAAAAUGUUACUUAAAACGGCUGUAAAACACAGGAAAAUGGUUUUUUAGGCAAUUUAUUUGAAAUGCUUUUUUUGUGUGUUAUACUUGAUAAAAAAUAAGUUUGAUCCGGUGGGCAGAUGGGUGAAGGAGGAGCCUAAUUCGUAUCUUCGACUAGUUGUAGGUAUUGUUGAGUCGCGAAAUUUUGUGAAUAAUAGAGAUCGUUUCCGUGAUUUUUGCCUUUUGUAGCCCUGCUUCACGUUAAAGAUAUAUAUUUUUGCCCACACACGUGAACAUGGUAUUGAAAAUAAUGGAGAAAUUCUAUUGUGAAAAAAUUGUAUAGGUUGAGUAGCACCUCGGUUCGAUUCCAAUUCAGGUGUGCUAACGCUGUGUGCAUUUUACGAUAUAUAGGAUUUAUUCUUUGUAGUGUUGGAAAUAUAUUUUUGACAUAAAGAAAGGAUAUUUAUAGUGUUCUUAACAUGCCUACAAAUAAAUUAUUGUAUAGUGUUAGUCAUCAGUCAACUUGAUCCUAAAAAAGAUACUUUUAUAAUUACGUUAAUGAUAAUAAAGAGAGAGAGAGAAAAAACAAAUGAUGCCAAAUAUUUUAAGCUAGUUAUUAAAAAAUUCGUAAUUUAUUAUUUAUUGAAACCUUUCUUCCAGGCCAGUAUAGGCAGCCACGGUUUUUUAUGUAAAAAUAGCAUAGUGCAUCUGUAGGGUUUUUCUCGAUUGGGAGUUCGUUAAAGGGCUUUCCGUGCAUCAAACGCUGAAAUCAUCCGAAUCUUGCCAUUUCGUAGUUUCACUCGUGCAAUAAUCUCAUCAAGUCGGUACAAUCAAGCACGGAAAGGUCGUUUAACUAAAUCAACAAUCGCCCGAAACAAUUUUUUAUUAUUACAUUGUACAUAUAUUUUUACACGUUUUUUUAGGUGAAUAUUUAUUGAAUUUUGGAGACCGAAAAGCAAUCCUAAAUACUGUACAUAUGACAAUGAGAGGGUCCUUUCAUCCUUUUAUAAUUUCGCUCAUUUGUAAAAUUGAUAAUCAUGACGAAUACCAUUAGAUGAAGCAAUAUUGAUCGAUUCAUAUCACGUGGAAGUACCCGCUCACUAAUAUGUCUUUUGAUGAAUGAACAAAAAAAAUCAUUUGUAUUUCUAGUUAUAGAUUUUUUAGUUUAGCAUUAAGAAACAAAUUAAUAUGUGUAUUGUCUUGUGAAUACAUUUAUAUAACAUAAAUGUCUUUCUUACUUAGA
Molecule: messenger RNA, 8841 nt
Organism: Tribolium castaneum (red flour beetle)
Lineage: Eukaryota; Metazoa; Arthropoda; Insecta; Coleoptera; Tenebrionidae
Gene: Tet
Product: Ten-Eleven Translocation (TET) family protein
Exons: 9
Coding region: 400-4377 (1325 amino acids)
Biological process (GO): positive regulation of transcription by RNA polymerase II
Cellular component (GO): nucleus
Molecular function (GO): zinc ion binding; DNA binding; DNA 5-methylcytosine dioxygenase activity
Source: RefSeq, a predicted model, not a curated record